UUUUUAAAAAGACAAGCCUGGUCUGAACCGGACCAGUCUGCACGGAAACCUUCUCCAGGAGAGAAAGUAUCGGAAUCGGUCUCUAAAGGGAAAAAGUUCAGAUUUUGUGCAAAGACUCAGAGAGGACACAACUCAGGACACAUUUAAAUACACCACAACCUGGUCACAUUGUUUAUGUUUUGACUAAUUUUAGUGAAAUUGCAAAAGGACAGAACAUUAAGCUAUAGCAUUUGAAUAUCAGAAUUUUAUUUCAGCUCACUUUGGAUGCGGACUCUCGUUUUAGCUGUAAAAUCGGAUUAUCCUGCACUGGGCAUUGUAUCUCAGUACACUUUUUUAUUUGGGGGUCCAUCAUUGGCGAGGCAAAUAUGUUUCUCAGUUUUUGUCUUCUGGUGACCUUUUUCUUGGGGCUGUCCGGGUGCUUGGGCUCUUUCGUACCCUGCGAGCCGUGCGACCCAAAGGCUCUCUCGAUGUGUCCCCCGGUCCCCGUUGGCUGUCAGCUCGUGAAAGAACCGGGCUGCGGUUGCUGCCUAACCUGCGCCCUGUCAGAGGGUCAAGCUUGCGGCGUUUACACCGGCACGUGCACCCACGGCUUGCGCUGCUUGCCACGGGAUGGGGAGGAGAAGCCCCUUCACGCCCUCCUGCACGGUAGAGGAGUGUGCACGAACGAGAAAGGAUACAAACCGGCCCAUCCGCCCAUAGAUCGCGAGUCCCAGGAACAUGAGGACGCCAUGACCCCAGAGACCACAGACGACCAGCUGCCGCUGGCUAAAGUGCCACUCCACCCCAAAGACCUCAUCAACAGUAAAAAGAACCUGGCUGUGCGUAAAGAGCGUAGGAGGACCGAGGCCAAGCUGCGGUCCAUGGGAGGUCAGAUGGACUACUCCCCGCUGCCCAUUGACAAGCACGAGCCAGAGUUUGGUCCCUGCAGGAGGAAGCUGGACGGGAUCAUCCAGGGGAUGAAGGACACCUCUCGUGUCAUGGCUCUGUCUCUUUACCUCCCAAACUGUGACAGGAAGGGCUUCUUCAAGCGCAAACAGUGCAAGCCCUCUCGUGGCAGGAAGCGUGGUAUCUGCUGGUGCGUGGACAAGUAUGGCGUCCAGCUUCCUGGCACCGACUACAGCGGAGGAGACAUCCAGUGCAAAGACCUGGAGAGCGGCAACAACAACAACGAGUGAAGAAGAGACUCCGCCCCCCUGUCCUGACCCCUGACCCAGGGCCCUCCUCCACUCCGCCCCCCUGUCCUGACCCCUGACCCAGGGCCCUUCUCCACUCCUCCCUCCUGUCCGACACACCCUCCAGUCACUUUGAGAAUUUUGUUUUUUCAAAAUGAAAAAAGAGAAAAACAACACCCCCCCACAAAAAAAAACACACACAAAAAACUAAAGGAAAGAACAGGCUGAGAAGAGACAGCUGACAUCUUGUCGUUGUUGACCAAGCACUCGUUUCCAAGGACAGAAACUCUGAUGGUUCCACCCUCCGUCUGUCCUUCAGUCCCCUGAUAAGAGCUGGGUCCCUGCUAGCAAUUCGUCAAAGUAUAUACACAUAUAGAUAUAUUUUUGUAGAAGCUGGAGUUUAAGCACCAAACUUUGUACUAUGUAAAGCUAACAUCAAACCAUGGACGGGAAGUUCAAAAGGCACAGUGAUUACAAGACUUUAACUAUUUAGGUGUUUCCCAUCUAUUGCCAUUGACGUAUACGAGGAGAUAGCUCUUACUUAUACAAGAGGCAGAAUGGUUUGUUUUUUGUUUGUUUAUUUUCCACACACAAAACAACACAACAUAAGACAGGGAUGUUUUGAUCCAGUAGACUCUGGGUGUUUGGUUCUGUCAGAGCACUUAAUUUUAAUUAAUAGGGGAAACUGCUUGGAUGUGUGUAACUUCACUGUGUGUGUAUGUAUGAACAUGCAUUUCUGCGUUUGUGUGUGUGUGUGAACGAGGGUGUGAAUGAAUGACAGAGUGAGCCUUUAACAAAAGAAUGUUAUUUUUUCAUUUUGUCACAACCAUUAUGGCUAGUGCUUGAAGUAGUUUCUUAAAGGGAUGGAAUAUCUACGUAGUCUAACAGUAUGUCUCUAGGAUGGGAGAUUGUUUCAAAAACUGAAAAAGAAGCAGAUCAUUACAGACAAAUAAGUGGCUCUUUGACUCUGUAGCUAGCCUGACAUGCCAACUGUGCCUAUUUCAACAGACAAUGCCAUACAAGGCAACCUGGAUCUCAGCAGAGAGCACUGCCCCUACUGGUCGUGAAAAGAACUGCCACAAAAUGUGGAUUCCUAGAUCUGUACCCUUUGAGUGACUGUCACUUAGAAGUGAAAUAAAUCAAAGAGGAUCCUGAAUCGACCUUCCAAGCUCAAACUGCUUAAUAACUCCAGUAAUACUUAGUAUUGCUUGAUAAUGGACAAAACCAUGCUUGGAAGCAGCUUGUUGAAGAGCGGUUUCUCUCACUCCACCUGGUGUUGUCUCCUAUGGCCUAGUCUGUUCUGUUUGCCUUCAGUGAAGUAACAACUGCCCACUUUGAGCCAUGUUCCUUAACCCUAGGGUUGCCCCAGCUCAAAGCAAACGUGGGGUUUCUCUGAUUGAUUAACCAAUAUCACACACACGUCUAUGUACUGGUGCUUGGAGAAAGGUGCAUAUCAUUUAGCCUGUAAAACAAUUUGAAUAGUUUCCAUGUAGCCCUUUAGAGUCCGCCUCGUUAUUUGAAUACAGGACAGUCAAAAAAGCUAACUUGUCCUCCGUCCCCCCUUCAGCUUGCACACUCCACAGUUGUUAUCUUUUAUCAUUUUGACAACUAGUGUGUUUUGACGACUACAACCAAACAUGACUUGCGUUUGGAAAACAAACAGCCAGCAGUUUCCUUUCUAUGAAGAGGCAUGUUUCAAAACACAAUGGCACCUCAGACCUACAGGGUGGUUAUUCUUUUUUAAUAUUUUCUUUUGUGUGGUUUUUACAUCUGUGUGUGAGACACAGUGCCUUCCUCCAUGCAAACCCAUCUGAACAAUGACGUGGAAGCUCGCUGAGGCAGGCUCCCUGAGGCAGGCUCCCUGAGGCAGGCUCCCUGAGGCAGGCUCGCUGAGGUAGGCUCCCUGAGGCAGGCUCCCUGAGGCAGGCUCGCUGAGGCAGGCUCGCUGAGGCAGGCUCGCUGAGGCAGGCUCGCUGAGGCAGGCUCGCUGAGGCAGGCUCGCUGAGGCAGGCUCCCUGAGGCAGGCUCGCUGAGGUAGGCUCCCUGAGCAGGCUCCCUGAGGCAGGCUCGCUGAGGCAGGCUCCCUGAUCAGCCAGGUGCCGUCUCCCCUGGACGUCUGGAAGUCUAGUUUGGAUGUAGACAAGCAUAGCUCUGUCUUUGAAACGGUCUUCCAGACACAUUAUGAAUUCCGUUAGUAUCCUUCCCUGCCUCCCAGGGUCAUGAGGACAAGAGCGAUCAGAGAGGCGUGAAGGGCUGUUAAUCACCUCUCUCUUCUCUUUCUUUAUCAUUCAAUAAGCUAUGAGAUAUUGCUUUUACAAGUGACUGCCAAUGUUUAUAAUUGCCAGAAAGUGUAAGCCAAGGAUUCUAGAAUUCAGAGGCAUAUUAUGAUAGGGCUGUGUACACUGCAGUGGCUGUCAGUCUGUCCGUCUGUCGCUCCUCACAACAGCUGGAGGAGUUGUUACCACGAUCCACGCUCACUCUCAAAGCUCACAAGCAGAGAGGACUUCAGACCUUCAACCAUGUCAGGGUUUCUACAGCAGUCUGUUGCCACAGGGCAGUGAGGUGUGUUGCCACAGAGCAGAGUGAGUUGGCAGUUAUUACAAAGGAAAUCAUGUAGCAGAGAUGUUUCUCACCAGUAUGUUAAACUGUAACACUAACUAAUAUGGUGAAAACAUUUAGAAGCUCUUAACCUUUUCUAGAGAAAAUUAGUUCACAUCAUACAUUUACUAGUCCAAAUAUCCAAACUAUCUUCGGACAUAGGUGGACAUGAAACCUUGACCAAACUUAGUAUCAGGGACCUUAGCCAAUUCAGCUUGCCUCCCCCCCAUCCCCCCCCCCCAAUCCCAUCCCCCCCAUCCCCACACCCCCCCAUCCCCACACCCCUUCCCACCCCACUCUGAAAGAAGCAGCUUGCACUUAAAUGAGUUCUUACUGACAUACACAAUGCCCUGUGAUUGUGCCGCUCGGGUAAUAAACAUAAAACAUAUAAAAAACAUAAACAAAAAUAAACGUUUUUAUUGUGCAAUCAGGAGCAAGGCCUUAAGAAGGUGCUUCUGGCUAACUUUGACAGGGGCUGUAGAGCCCAUGCCUGGGACCUCAGCAACAACCAAGCAGAAAAAAUCAAAACAACAGCAAGACAAACAGUAAACGCUACAACAACGACUCACAUUUGUUCUCACAGGUUCCUGCACAGAGAGAGAGGGAGAGAUGGGAGAGUGCCAUGGGCAGUGGUCACACUGAGGGCUUAGCCACACCCCCCAAUCAUGGGGUCACCUAUCACCAAUAGUAGCUACAGCGUAGACAGACAGUUGCUAGGACACAUGGGAAUCUGAAGAAAAUGACAUCCUUUUCAGCAGCUAUCUCAGUCAGAGGGGUUUUGAGGCUCUAAAAUGUAGAAGAUUGAAUUAAGUUUUGAAAGUGUUGCUUAGAUAUCUGAACAAAAGGAUUUCUAAGAGAUGAACUGUCAGUUUUAGAUCCUUUCUGCUUCGAACUCUGUAGGAUGUUUAGUUUAAUGACAUUUGUUGGGAUCUGGUAUCGAUCGAUGCCUGGGUUUCCUGACUGUAUUGCAUCACUGUAUGACAUGAGCUUGCCAUGUUGGAAAGCUUGAAAAUGAAACCUUUCUUUUCAAAGCUUGAUUGACAUAUGUUUUUGCUAACAGGGACUUCUUCAGAUUCCUGGUCUCUGUACUUGGUUAGAAUUCAUAAUCACUACUCAUACUAAACUAGUUCAGUAACUACAGUUUUUUUUCUGAAUGCAUAACAAUUUUCUGGAUAAAUCAAGACAAGACGGUUUGUCUUAGCCCCUGAUGUUGACCAGCUUGAGACCUUUUCAUGGCAGGAGGAGAGAAUACACAAUGGUCAGCAUUUGGAACUCUUCAUGAAAUCAGUUUUUAAAAAAAGAUACAAAUCUCAAAUUAUUAAGUGAAUAUCACUGUGUAAUAUUUAUUCAACUUGUAAUUUAUGUACUCUUUUAACCUUUGUCUUUUUUGUUAUGACAAAGCAUUUAUUUAAAUAAAGUUAUGUAUUCAUUUAA
Hypomesus transpacificus is the source of this 5204-nucleotide messenger RNA. RefSeq names its product insulin-like growth factor-binding protein 5. Gene Ontology annotation, molecular function: insulin-like growth factor II binding; insulin-like growth factor I binding; fibronectin binding. Lineage: Eukaryota; Metazoa; Chordata; Actinopteri; Osmeriformes; Osmeridae. Gene Ontology annotation, cellular component: extracellular region. Gene Ontology annotation, biological process: regulation of insulin-like growth factor receptor signaling pathway. The coding region runs from base 366 to 1175 and encodes 269 amino acids. The record is from RefSeq and is a predicted model, not a curated record. The transcript is spliced from 4 exons.